Messenger RNA from Paramecium primaurelia, 706 nucleotides. NCBI's taxonomy places the organism in Eukaryota, Ciliophora, Oligohymenophorea, Peniculida, Parameciidae. The record is from the annotation of a GenBank genome assembly.
AUAAUAUUGGCAAAUAAUGUCUGAGUAUUACGAUGAGGAAUUUGGAGAAGUAAAUCAUUCUAAAUAUUGAAGCUUGGAUUAGUAAUUGGUGAUUUUAACAUUCCUUAAAGAGCUGCUGAUUUACCACCUUAAUUUAAAGAUCUUCUUGUACCAAAUAAAGUCCAAUACGUAUUUUGUACAGGAAAUGUGGGAAACAGAGAAACUCAAGAUUGGCUUAAAACAUUAUCAGGAAAUACUCACUUUGUAAAGGGAGAUUUCGAUGAAGUUAAAGAUAUACCUGAAACAAAGGUUGUAUAAAUUGGAUCAUGGAAGAUGGUGAUGGUACAUGGUCAUUAAGUAAUAAUAAUAUAAAUAUAUAUAUUUAGCUUGUACCUCAUGGUGAUGAAGAAUCUUAAUAUACAUUUUUAAAAGAGAUGGAAGGUGAUGUUCUCAUUACAGGACAUACAGGUGUUGCUAAAGUAACAGCUGUAGAGAAGAAAUAUAUUAUCAAUCCAGGAUCAGCAACUGGAGGAUUUAAUGGACAAUAAACGUAUAAGUUGUAUGAAUAUUAUAAAGUUCAAUUCCAUCAUUUUUGAUAUUAGAAUUCAAGAAAGAAAAAUUACAAGUGUUCAUUUAUACAUUAGAUGGAGAAGUCAAGAUAGACAAACAAGAAUUGCCAUUAUAAAAGUGAUAUAUAAUCAUAAUAAUAACAACAAAUGAUAUUGUG